Molecule: messenger RNA, 1179 nt
Organism: Eublepharis macularius
Lineage: Eukaryota; Metazoa; Chordata; Lepidosauria; Squamata; Eublepharidae
Gene: NECAB2
Product: N-terminal EF-hand calcium binding protein 2
Exons: 13
Coding region: 1-1179 (392 amino acids)
Biological process (GO): regulation of amyloid precursor protein biosynthetic process
Cellular component (GO): cytoplasm
Molecular function (GO): calcium ion binding
Source: RefSeq, a predicted model, not a curated record
AUGUGUGAGCAAGCGGCGCGCUACUGCCGGGAGAGCGUCCACAGGCUCCUCCGCAAACAGCAGCCGCAGCUCGGCGGGCUGGACGGGCUGCUCCGCUGGAUCGUCACCAAGAUGAGCGACCAAGCCGUGCUCGCCGAGCGGGAGAUCCUGCAGGAGGCCGCCGGCCACGCCGCCUGCCUGCCCGAGCAGCGGAAAGGCGCCUCCGUGAUCCUGGAUAUCUUCAGACGAGCUGACAAAAAUGAUGAUGGGAAGCUGUCCUUGGAGGAGUUCCAGGCCUUCUUUUCAGAUGGGACUCUUAAUGAAGAAGAACUUGAGAAGCUCUUUCAUACUAUCGAUUCUGACAAUACCAGCAACGUGGAUACUAAGGAGCUAUGUGAUUAUUUCGCUGACCACAUGGGGGAUUAUGAAGAUGUUUUGGCUUCGCUGGAAACCCUCAAUCUCUCCAUUCUUAAAGCCAUGGAUUACACCAAGAGAGUGUACGAAAGAGGAACGAAUGUGGACCAGUUUGUGACCCGUUUCCUUCUGAAGGAGACAGCCAAUCAGAUUCAGUCUUUGCUCAGCUCUGUGGAAAGCGCUGUGGAUGCUAUCGACGAGCAAACCAGUCAGAUACGACACUUUCACAGUAAAUCUGGCCACAGUGUCAUGGACACCUGGUAUGAAAACCCUGUGCCUAAUUACUCCCCCAAUAACAGAAUCAUAACCAAAGAGCGCAGAAAAAGUUUCCAGACUGCAUCUUCAGACACCAAGGAGGAGGGUUUAGAAGCUCAAAUAAACCGGUUAGCAGAGUUGAUUGGAAGACUGGAAAACAAGACUCUCUGGUUUGACCUGCAUCAACGACUGUCAGACAGCGAAAACACAGCCUGUGCUUAUCUUCUUUUGGUACGAAAUGAGAUGACUGUUUCUCAGAAGCACAUGGGAGAGUUCUGUGGCUCACUUAAGCAGUACUUGAAAAAUGUGGCAGGAGAACAGGAUUGCUUCCACGUAACUGCGGUGAGGCUGCCUGACGGAGUCACUUUCAUCGUCUAUGAGUUCUGGGAGAGCGAGGACGAUUGGAAGCGGCACCUGCAGAGUCCUGCUUGCAAAAGCUUUCAGCACGUGAAGGUGGACACGCUGACUCAGCCGGAAGCCGUCUCCAAUGUGUCUGUACCAGCUGCUUGGUGCACCCUCAACAGAGACUGA